ACUUAAGUCAGUUAGGUGUAAGUACGCUUUUAGCCUUUCUGAUCCUGCUGGCUUUUUAUCAAUUUUAUGCAUGAUUUUGAUGGCGUCCUGUGAAUUUUGUUUCCAUAAUCCUGAAAGCCGUAAAAACUAAUAGCUAAAUAUCGCAUUUGUUUAUUUAUUCCCUAGCAGGGUCUAGCUGCAUGUGCAGUCCUAGAGUCCCCCCUCCAAAUGCUGAUGUUAUAAGCCAUAAGCGAUUACUUUUGACAAUUUUUCAGUAGACAUAUUUUCCUGUUUAUUACAGUACUCAGAGUACUCUGUCAUUGGAAUGAUAGCGUACGUUAUCCUCGAGUAGCUAAUUGACAAUAUCGCAUUCUUUUCCUGAUGAUAAGGAACGGGUAAUGGCGCAUUAAGGCUGUGAGAGCACCAGAAUGUGGCCAUCAGUUUUCUAAUGCGCCGUGUGAUUCGUCAUAAGCAGUCUUCUGUGGAGUUGCCUGGCCCAUUUGCAGUGCUUUCUCAGCUUGAUGGUGCAUUUUUGUCAACGGAUUGUGCAUAUUGCUGAUUGCUUGCAGUCUGUGACACACUCUGCGCACAACUUUCAUGAUCCCUCUGUGCAAACUGCAUCUGCAAGCCUAAGUUAAAGUCUCUCACGGUCUGUGUGGAUUGCUGAUGCGGGGUUCCCCACGCUGCCAUCCCCACAAUUCUUGAUCAAUGGCCAACCUGGCGUUCCACUGUCGUGACUGCCAGUUAGACUUCGACUCUCGCUUCCCGGAUGGCAGCUGCCCGGAAUGCUACAGUGCGGACGCUGUGGAGAAGCGUCCCGUCGUUGCUCAGGGAAAUCCUGCGCAGCCCAUCGGCGCUCCUGGAACACGACCGUCAUCAGCUGCUCCCGUUCCAAGGCAGCCCGAUAUUCCCCCGACAAUCUUCCCGAAUGUGCCACGUCCCAGUAUCCGUCCCCCCACGGGAAUGGGUCUUGGUAGUGCUCCCGCGCGGUUUCCCCCAGCUCCUCGCGGUCCCCCAGCAGCGCCUCGUGUCAAGGCUCCGAAAGCUUCGCGAAUGCGCGCCCCGGGAGCGGUGCCCGGGCCGUUGCCGUCGCGGGUGUUCGUGAACAGUGUGGUGGCGCCGGCCCCCGGUAUGCUGCAGCAGGAUCCGGCGUUAGGGGGCGCGCGUGUACUGGCCAAACAGCUUCUGGACACCGCAGUGCUAGGCACAGGCCGACCCGACGCCGUGGCGCAGUUCUUCACGGCCACCGAUCAGCUGGGCGCGGAGGUGCUGGCCACGUUGACGGUGUGCAGCAAUCCCAUUACGCUGACGGCGUACGCCAACCUCCUCCAAAAUGCCGCACAGAUUAUGGAUACCAUCAAACAGCAAGCGGAAGAAAGACUGAAAGCGCUGAAUAUGAACGUGACGCUACACGAAGCCGCGUUCGGACGGAAACCCGCCCAGAACCUCCCGAACUAUCCAUCCAGCAGCGGUGCCCAUUUCCCCCAUCCGCAACUAAUCACCACGACGUUGAUGGUGAAGAAGCUGCCGCCGCACGCCAAAGAGCACCAUCUGUACGGGUACUUUGUGCAGUUCUGCACGCCCGUCUCCGCCAUCCAGACCAUCCGUAUCGCCCGCAACCGCCAGACACGCGAAUGCCGCGGCUUCGCCGUGAUGGAGUUCGCCGGGGCGGACGCGGUGCAGCGCAUCUGCAGCCGCAAAGUGCACGCCAUCCACAUGCCGGGCGCGCCGGACGGGAGCGGGGUGUGGGUGUACUCGGUGCAGGUGGAACCGUUCGAUCGGACGGUGCAGCAGAAGAAAGCCCUGAAGAAUCUCGAGUACGCAUUGUUCGUCCGCGGUCUGUCGUCGUUUAUGCAGGAAGACGACUUCUCACGGCUGGUAUCGGAAAAGUACGGACGAGUAAAAGACCUGUUCUUCCAAGCGGAUUAUUCCUCUCCGAGCACGAAGAAUGCCUACGCCAAGAUCACCUUCGAAGAUCCGGAAAUGAACCGGCAGUUACUCGACCUGGGGACCAUCGAGAUUAACGGGCGACAGUUGCAAUGUCAGCCAUGCGCCGAUCCUCGAAAACAUGGGAAACCGGCGGCAUCGGGGAGAAACACGGCGCAGAGCGAUCGCAUCGAGGAACCGGAUACGGCGGGGAACAAGCCAGUGGCGGAUGAUGAUGACCGGGGCAAAUGCAUUGUGUGCUCGGAUGAGGAUAUCCGCAUCCUCUUCAUCCCCUGUAACCACAUCUGCGUGUGCCAGGCCUGCUCGGAGAACAUGGAGGAAUGCCCGUACUGCCGCGAACCGAUCACACAGAAAAAUGUCGUCUACGUCGUGCAAUAACUGUCAUACGACUGUAAAUGGAGUUUACUCAGAUUGUGCGAUCUUGCAUGCUUUUUGUGUAUUGUAUUGUAGUAAAGUAUGCUGUCAUGGCUAAUGUUCACUAAAUUCCUUUUAUUUUUUUCUGUUUGUUUUACUGCUUUUGUAAUUUUCCAGUUACUGCCUUACCUGUAAUAGCUUAAUUAGCUUUCGAAUUGUUUUAUGAAUGCCUGUAUUACGUGCCUGUUUGUACAGCGGUGAAGUUGUGUAAAAUACAUUUAUCAAAA
Paramacrobiotus metropolitanus is the source of this 2567-nucleotide messenger RNA. RefSeq lists its product as uncharacterized. Lineage: Eukaryota; Metazoa; Tardigrada; Eutardigrada; Parachela; Macrobiotidae. The record is from RefSeq and is a predicted model, not a curated record. Gene Ontology annotation, molecular function: RNA binding. The coding region runs from base 688 to 2304 and encodes 538 amino acids. The transcript has 13 exons.